Molecule: messenger RNA, 1755 nt
Organism: Verticillium alfalfae VaMs.102
Lineage: Eukaryota; Fungi; Ascomycota; Sordariomycetes; Glomerellales; Plectosphaerellaceae
Exons: 1
Coding region: 1-1755 (584 amino acids)
Biological process (GO): transmembrane transport
Cellular component (GO): membrane
Molecular function (GO): transmembrane transporter activity
Source: RefSeq, a predicted model, not a curated record
AUGGAGGAGAGUCACGAAAGGCAUGGCUCGCUCGACAUGGAAAAGGCCCAGGAGACGCGUGUUGACAAUGUCGACUCGGCCAGCGCCAAUUUCGAGAUGGAAGAGGAUGCCCUGCCGCCGGGCUACUUCCGCAGCCGCUUCUUCAUUGGCUCCAUGAUGGGCAUCGGCCUCGGUCUCAUGGCCGGCGUCGCUGGAUUUGGAUACGCCGCGCCCAUUCUCGGCGUCAUCAACGCCGACAUUGGACCCGACCCGAACAUCGUCUGGGUCGCCCUCGUGUACACCCUCGUCAGUGCUGUGACCCUGACCAUCAUUGGGCGCGUGUCCGACAUUUUCGGUCGCCGGUACAUGUUCGUCGGCGGCGCGGCCCUCGGCGUCAUCGGCAGCAUUGUGUGCGCCGUGGCCCCCGACGUGCCCACGCUCAUCGGCGGCAUGACCAUCAUCGGCGUCGCCGCAGCCACGCAACUGUCCUACUUCUACGUUAUGGGCGAGCUCGUGCCGAUGAAGUACCGCCUCGCCGGCAAUGCCUUCUGCUACCUGUUCUGCAUCCCCGGCUCGGGCAUCGCGCCCCUCCUCGCACAGGCUUUCAUCCGGCAUCACCCCAACGUCGGCUGGCGCGGCCUAUACUAUCUCAACACGGGUAUCAACCUCGCAAGCUUCUUGUGCUGGUUCUUCUUCUACCACCCGCCCACCUUCCGCAUGAAGCACGGUGGCGACGCCUCCAAGUGGGCGUACAUCAAGAACUUUGAUUACGCCGGUACAGCCCUCUACACGGGCGGCUUGCUCAUUUUCAUGAUGGGCCUCAACUGGGGCGGCGUCGUGUACGCAUGGGACUCUGCCCACGUCAUUGGGACCAUCGUCGUCGGCUUCGUCGCACUGCUGGCCUUUGUGCUGUGGGAGUCGCUCGUCAAGCUCAAGGAGCCGCUCGUGCCGAUGCACUACUUCCGCCACGGUCCGUGGGUGUCGUCGACCAUCCUGACUGGUCUGGGCGCGAGCGUCUACUACGCCUUUGCCAUUGUAUGGCCGUCCAUGGUGGCCGUGUUGUACACGGACCCGGCCGACUCACCUUUCUACUCAGCAUGGCUGGCCUCGUGCGUGUCGCUAUUCAUCGUCAUGGGACAGAUUGUGGGCGGAUUCAUUGGCAAGAAGAUCGGUCACCUCAAGUGGCAGUGCGUCGUCAAUAUUGUUCUGGGUGGUGCGUGCUUUGGCGCCAUCGCAAGCUGUGGGCCUGACACGCCAGUGCGGGCGACGGUGCUCGUAUCCUUGGGCGUCUUCUUCAUCGGGUGGACCGAGGGUACCGCCAUCACGAUCGUGACGCUGUGCGCGCCCGACCAGGCUCAUCUCGGCAGCGCCAGUGGCAUCGCCGGCAGCAUCCGCUUCCUCAUCAGCAGCAUUGCUGCGUCUGUGUACAACGUUGUGCUUUCGAAUCGGCUGGCGCAGGAGAUCCCGGCGCAGGUACCGCCGGCCGUGAUAGCCGCUGGUCUGCCGGCAUCGAGCGUGGCUGAUUUUCUGGCUGGGUUCACGACGGGGUCUUUCGAGGGCGUCGCUGGCUUGACGCAAGAUGUGUUGGCAGUAGGGACGGCGGCAUACAAGCAGGCCAAUGCGGAUGCGUACCGGACCGUGUUCUUCACAAACAUUGCCUUUUCAGGGGUGGCCAUCAUCUGCGCGCUGCUGAUGCCCAACGUGGAUAAACAUUUGACAGACCGCGUGACGACGACGUUGCAUCAGGGACGGGACGAGAAGCUAGCUGGCGAGUAA